Molecule: messenger RNA, 2874 nt
Organism: Thunnus maccoyii (southern bluefin tuna)
Lineage: Eukaryota; Metazoa; Chordata; Actinopteri; Scombriformes; Scombridae
Product: folylpolyglutamate synthase, mitochondrial-like
Exons: 15
Coding region: 34-1767 (577 amino acids)
Biological process (GO): tetrahydrofolylpolyglutamate biosynthetic process
Cellular component (GO): cytosol; cytoplasm; mitochondrion
Molecular function (GO): ATP binding; tetrahydrofolylpolyglutamate synthase activity
Source: RefSeq, a predicted model, not a curated record
GAGUCGCCCGUAUUUGGUUGCAGCUUCCGCAUCAUGGCGUGCAUGUCGCGCGUGUGGCAGCGGGGCUCCGGGCUUGCCGCGCGGCUCCGACAGCAGCACUGUGCGUGCAGUUUGGCGGGUUUUUCAGUAAGACACUACAGCACCAAGACGGCUCCUCACAUACCCGGCAUGGAGUACCAGGAUGCCAUUUGCACUCUGAACACACUACAGACUAAUGCCAGCGCUCUGGAUCAGGUACGCCAAGAGCGGAGCCACCCUCAGCUGCAGCUCCAGGCCAUGAGAGGCUUCCUGGAACGAGCCGGACUCACAGUGGAAGAACUAGAUCAUCUCAAUAUCAUUCAUGUGACCGGGACAAAGGGCAAGGGGUCAACAUGUGCGUUCACAGAGCAGAUUCUGAGAAGUUAUGGCUUCCGCACAGGAUUUUACAGUUCCCCACAUUUGGUACAAGUCAGGGAGAGGAUUCGAAUCAACGGACAACCAAUUGGGAAAGAGCUCUUCACUAAAUACUUCUGGCAGGUUUAUGGACGGCUGGAUGAAACUAAGGAAGCCCAUGGAGGGACAAUGCCAGCUUACUUCCGUUUCCUCACCAUCUUGGCCUUCCAUGUCUUUCUUCAGGAGAAGGUGGAUUUAGCUGUGAUUGAAGUUGGAAUUGGUGGAGCAUACGACUGUACUAACAUUAUACGGAGGCCAUGGGUGUGUGGCAUCUCCUCUCUUGGUAUAGACCACACUCAGAUUCUUGGAGACACCAUUGAAAAGAUCGCCUGGCAAAAAGGAGGCAUCUUUAAGACAGGGGUUCCUGCCUUCACAGUCAAACAGCCAGAAGAUGCAAUGGCUGUGCUGAAGGACCGGGCCAAAGAGAGGAGAUGUCCUCUGUGGGUGUGUCCAGAGCUGGAGAGCUACCAGGCAGACUGUGGACCUUUACAUCUGGGCCUGGCAGGGCAGCACCAGCGCUCCAAUGCCUCCCUGGCCCUCCAGCUGAGUCACAGUUGGCUGCAGAGAAGAUGUUUACCAGAUGAAAGCUUUCCUUCCACCAGUGUUAAGAGCACAGGUGUACUUCCAGCAACAUCCUUCAAGCCCAGCCCCAUCAUGGUGAAAGGGCUGGCAGACACAGAGUGGCCUGGUAGGAAUCAGACUCUGAAACACGGACCUGUCACCUACUUCCUGGAUGGAGCUCAUACCAUGCGCAGUAUGCAGGCCUGUGUACACUGGUUCAAAGAGACUGCUGCCCAGCAUGAAAGGAAAGCAAGUGGACCUGUGGCCAGAGUCUUGCUGUUCAAUGCCACUGGAGAGAGAGACUCAGCAGCCAUGCUUAAACUACUGGUGCCGUGUCAUUUUGACUUUGCUGUGUUCUGCCCAAACAUCACUGAAGCCAUCGCUUCUUGUAAUGCAGACCAGCAGAACUUCAACGUCUCAGUUGAGAACAUGUUGACUCGCUGCUUGGACAACGAGAGGAGCUGGCGUCUCCACAACAGCACGGGGGACAACGAAGGCACACAGCUGCUGAUCGAGGACAGUCUACCUCUGGUCCCUGAAAAGAAAGCAGACACCUUGGUCUUCCCCUGCAUCCUUAGCGCCCUCCAGUGGAUCACCCAGGGCAGGGAUUCAGUGCUGGCAGACCCAGCCGAGAGAGUCCUAGCAGUGAAACCCAGCAUCAUGGCCAAAGCUGCUCCCCUCUGCGAUGUAGCCGAGAUCCACGUCCUCAUCACCGGAAGCCUGCACCUGGUGGGAGGAGUACUCAAACACCUCGACCCAGCUUCCUCCAAGUAAAUGGAGUGUGAAUUUGUGAAUUCAAAAUGUUUCUAGGCAGGUGUUCUGCUUACAAACACGUUUUCCUUUGUGGGAGAAUUCUAAUUUCUGCCAGUAUAGAUGAGGUUUUUGUGCUACUAGCUUUUCAGGCAGUGGUAGUAGUUGUUUACCAGAGAGGGAUUAGCUGCACCCAGUACUGUCAGCUUCUCUACUGUGGCUGAUGCUAGGAGCCAGCUAGUUUGGACCAAGGCAGCGGCAGGCCUCACAUCGGCCCCAGCAUCACCCAGAGCCUUAUGGACGACCGCACAAAUGUGCCGAGCUCAUGCCUUUAGUCUUACUUGAAGCCAAAUGUGUUUACAUGAACUGCAGUGGUGUACAUUCAUGUACCAUAAUGUGAGCUGAACUAGCUAAACUGAUAUUAUGUGCGCUUCAGUAAUCACUGAUGCCGCCUGACAGUUAUUAUAUACUUUCUUAUUUCUACAAAAAGCUGUUGGCAACAAAAGUGCUACAUGGACUACAUGGACUUCUGUGUUUAUUUUGGUUUUUACUUGUGCAUUUGGAACACUUGAAUAUUACCUUUCACAGUCUUUUUUAAAAUGAAAGCCUCUUUCUAUGCUUUCUUCUUUUAUUUCGUCCAUAUUCAACAAUGUGCUUCACACACAUGGCCCACUCAUCUCUUUGUGUAAAUAUUCUAACACUAGUGUUAGCAACAGAUAAAUUCAUGGAACUGUUUGAACUGUCUGUGUAAUUUGAAUUGUAAUUAUAGUAAUAUUUAAAUGGUCCUUAAUUUAAACUGGCACUAUCUGGCUGUAAAUCAUACAGUUUGUAUUUAUGUCUGUAUAUUGGUGAAAGAAAAGGUAUAAAAUAUACUGCUGGGUCUUAUCUGUUUGGAGAGACAUCAUGGAAACAGGUCAUCAGCUCCACAGGUGGCUCAGACUCACCCUGUAGCCUCAAAUGACUUUUAGAUUUAAUAUCACUAUAAAAAAGUACGCUCUUUUUUUCAAUGUUCAUGUGGACCCAUAAUGACACAAAAUGCACCUAAUUUGUACCUGUCACUUGUAAGUAGCAAAGAUGAAAUCUGCUCACAUCUUAAAUAUGAGUCAAUUAAAAAUAUGAUAUGGAAAGAUA